AUGCAUCUUUCUACGACACUGUCUCUGCGAAGAAUUCUCAACAGUGGUUUUCAUCCGUUUCAAGUAAUUCCGAAGCCUGAUGUAUGGAUGAAGCGAGAACGCCUCAAUCGAUUUACAGCUCACGCCGAAGAACGAGUACGUACUGCGCUUGCUGAACAUGACAUGGAAUAUCCAAAAUUCAAAUCGAUUCUCGCACAGUCUCACAUUUUGCUCGAUAACAUUGUCCUUUCACAACUUGCCAUCUACGAACCAAGAUCCUUUAAAAGUCUCGUCGCAUUUGCAAAAGAACUAGCUCGCCAAGAAGGUAUGGAUGUGAUUCCAGAUGAUCCAGAAUUCUCUUAUGAUGUUCAUGUGGACAACAAGUCAGUACUCCGUAAACCACUACCACGAGCCGUUGAAUACACACGAGGAGCUUCUGAAAAUCACACUCACAAGCCGAGAAAGCUGCGAGAGAACGAGUAUUAA
Molecule: messenger RNA, 465 nt
Organism: Caenorhabditis briggsae
Lineage: Eukaryota; Metazoa; Nematoda; Chromadorea; Rhabditida; Rhabditidae
Gene: Cbr-mrpl-20
Product: Protein CBR-MRPL-20
Exons: 4
Coding region: 1-465 (154 amino acids)
Biological process (GO): ribosomal large subunit assembly; translation
Cellular component (GO): ribosome
Molecular function (GO): rRNA binding; structural constituent of ribosome
Source: RefSeq, a predicted model, not a curated record